CGUCCGGCUGCUCGCUCCCCAGGCCAGCCAACCAUCCCUCAACAUGUCGCUUUCCAUAACGUGACAAUUCUCCCCGCCGUAUCCCGUAUCCCGUUCCCCAAGAGCCCACUGGCAUCCGGCACCGGCAACAUGGUCAAGUUGGACGGUGACUUAGACCCACUAUGGCAAGAUCUCGACUGGGCCAUAGGGCAGAUGGUGAUUAUGGGAUGGGAUGGCACCGAAGUCACUCCGCAGAUUCGUCAUCUCAUCGAGGAACACCAUCUCGGCUCCAUCCUUCUCACGGCAAAGAAUCUCAAAUGUACGGCCAAGCUCGUGCAGGAGCUUCAGACGAUUGCUCACCAAGCCGGCCAUCUUCAACCGCUCUUGAUUGCCUUGGACCAGGAAAAUGGCGGCGUCAACAGCCUGUACGAUGAGGACUACAUUUGCCAGUUUCCCAGCGCCAUGGGCCAAGCUGCCGCUGGUAAUGCUGAUCUCGCAUACAAAGUCGCCAAAGCUACAGCCACCGAGGUCUCGGCCGUGGGGGUCAAUCUGAUUCUCGGACCCGUGCUCGACGUUCUGACAAACGCUCGUUACCAGCCGCUCGGUGUCCGCGCUGUCGGGGACGAUCCACAAGAGGUCUCACAAUAUGGCAUCGCGGCUAUGAACGGCUACAAGGAUGCUGGGGUGGCCACUUGUGGAAAACACUUUCCUUCUUAUGGGAAUCUCGACUUUCUCGGGUCCAGCUUGGAUGUUCCCAUCAUCACCCAAACCUUGGAGGAGUUGUCCCUGAGCGCCCUCGUGCCUUUUCGGAAUGCUAUUGCUACUGGAAAGUUGGAUGCCAUGUUCGUUGGCGGCUGUGGCAUCACAAACCCGUCCAUGAAUGUAAACCACGCCUGCCUCUCCGAUCAGGUGGUUGAUGACCUUCUCAGAAACGAACUUGGUUUCACGGGUGUUGCCAUAUCGGAAUGCUUGGAGAUGGAAGCUCUUCGAAGUGAAAUCGGAGUCGAGACUGGCACGGUCAUGGCGGUAGAAGCCGGCUGUGACUUGGUUCUGCUUUGUCGGGCCUACGACGUGCAGCUCGAAGCCAUAGCUGGCCUCAAGCUUGGUGUGGAAAACGAGCUGCUCACCAAGGAGCGUAUUUACACUUCUCUCCGCCGUGUUCUCAAGAUGAAGAACGCGUGCACGUCCUGGGCUAAAGCGCUGAACCCGCCAGGAAUUUCUCUGUUGUCCAAGAUUCACCCGAGUCAUCUCAACCUCUCAAUCAAGGCAUAUGAUGACUCCAUCACAGUUAUUAGGGAUAACGAAAAGCUUCUGCCCUUGAAUGAGUCGAUGCACCAGGAGGAAGAGUUGCUACUCCUUACCCCGUUGGUCAAGCCUUUGCCAGCCUCGUCUUUGACCAAAAAUAUCCUCGAGGCGAAGAACAAGUCCGAUAGCGCGCCGACGGAACACGACAAAUGGAUACACCGGGAUCGGGGCGUCAUAAUGAGUGGCGAGGGGGUAUUUCGGGAGCUUGGGAGGUCACUUGCCCGCGCUCGACGUGGCAAGCUGCUGCAUACCUCUUACACUGCAAAUGGUGUUAGGCCGGUACAUGAAAACUUGAUACAUCGGGCGUCCUGUAUCGUUAUUGUGACGGCCGAUGCCAAUCGAAACCUGUACCAGGCCGGGUUCACCAAGCAUGUCUCAAUGAUGUGCUCAAUGUUGAGGGCAAGUGGCCAGAAGAAAUCCCUGGUCGUGGUGGCCGUCAGCUCGCCCUAUGAUUUCGCCAUGGACAAGUCGAUUGGGACCUAUAUCUGCACCUUUGACUUUACGGAAAUGGCCAUGGCAGCUCUUGUGCGCGCUCUCUGCGGAAGCUCGAGAGCACGCGGGACGCUGCCGGGGACUCUGAGAAAAAGCAGAAAGGCCGUGAAGUCGAGGCAGCACUGGCUUGUCGAGCCCUAUGACAGGGACCGCGACUCCAACGGUCUCAACGAUCUUUUGAGCGCUCUUGCUCGUGCUGCUGCCCCGAACCAUCGGUUUCUGACCACGACAACGGCACACUCGUUUGAGAUUUUCAACCCAAACAUUGAGGAGUCGCACUUUGUGGUUCGAAACAGCAGCACGCAAGCGCUGUACGGAUUCUGCGCGACGUAUCACACCCAAGGGACCGGCAUAAUCGGAGCGAUCUUCGUGGACCCUACCAAGCGCAACGUUGCCAUUGGGCGUUCUCUCCAUCGCCGGGCCCUUCGAGCGUUGAUUCAGAAGAGGGGCACAAAGAAGAUACAGCUGGGAAUAUGUUUCCCAGGUGUGUUCCUGGGCAUCCCGACAGACGACGGCGGGCUCAAGACGUGGUUUUCCAACAGCGGUUGGGACUUGCAGUUUCCGCGACGGUUGGCCAACAUGGUGAUUGCUGACUUGAGCAGCUGGAGCGCACCAGAGGGUCUGCUGCAGAGCAUCCAACGGGCGAACAUGAGCUUCGAUCUUAUUCAUGGGUUGGAGAACGCCGAGACGGUGCUUGCGCAUGUAGCCGGGAAUGCGAACCCGGAGGUGUUUGAGCUGUACCGUUUGGCGUUGCAGGAGACAAAAUCGUGUGGGGUUGUUAGGGCCAAGUGCCAGAGGGGAGGGCUGGUGGGGACGGUGGUUAUUUGUAGUCCUGGGAGUCCGGUUGCGGGUUAUGUGCCGGCUUUGCAGGGGGGGGAGGAGGUGUUGGUUGGGGGGAUCAUUGCGCCGGUUGUGGCGCCUGGGAAUGGGGAUUUGUUGGUGAUUCAGGGGCUCGCGUUGAUGGGGUUGAGGCAGAACAAGGCGCACAAGUCUGGGAGGAGCGUGUUGAGCUGGGUGGGGGAGGAAGGGAUGGAGGGGUUGGGGGCGAUGGGGUGGGAGGUGCUGGAGGGGUGGGAGGAGUUUACUAAUUCGGUUGAGAAUGUGAGUUUUCUUGAGGGGUGAGUUGAGAUGUGUUGCUAAUGGGGAUUUGAGCGUCGAGGUGCUGGAAGGGGGUCAGUUUAAGGGGUCAGUUUAAGGGGUCAGUUUAAGAGGUCAGUUUCGAGAGGUCAGCUUGGGAGGGUCAGUUUGGGGCGGAGAGGGUCUGGGGUUUGCUUCGUUUGUAUCCUAUUGUGUGUAUUCCAAGAUUGUUGGACUGUGAUUUUGUCGUUCUACUUUGUGAAAUGGUGUUAUUCAGACAGUAACUUUGACCAGAA
Molecule: messenger RNA, 3149 nt
Organism: Podospora pseudocomata
Lineage: Eukaryota; Fungi; Ascomycota; Sordariomycetes; Sordariales; Podosporaceae
Exons: 5
Coding region: 130-2898 (922 amino acids)
Biological process (GO): carbohydrate metabolic process; peptidoglycan turnover
Molecular function (GO): hydrolase activity, hydrolyzing O-glycosyl compounds
Source: RefSeq, a predicted model, not a curated record